This is a messenger RNA of Rosa chinensis, 1343 nucleotides long. RefSeq names its product G-type lectin S-receptor-like serine/threonine-protein kinase At1g11280. NCBI's taxonomy places the organism in Eukaryota, Viridiplantae, Streptophyta, Magnoliopsida, Rosales, Rosaceae. The transcript has a single exon. The coding region runs from base 500 to 1330 and encodes 276 amino acids. The record is from RefSeq and is a predicted model, not a curated record.
CACUAAAUCUUUAUGUGAAUUUGAGUAUUCAAGAGUGGUGGUUUCUUACAUAUUUAACUGAAGGUAAUUACAUGAUUCUAAAUACAGCAGAGUCUAACAUUCAAGUGAAUGUGUAUGGAUUUCGUCUGGCAUGGUAUUAAGGCAAGGGAUUGGAAUUGGUAGAUGAAGUAUUGGCUAAUUCACAUUCCUGAUUCCUCAUCAGAAUAUAGUAAUAAGAGGGGCCAUCUGCUUCUUUUCUUCUAUUGCUUUUUUAUUUUUAUGUAGGAAACAUGAUGCUUUAUUAUUUUUGUAAUGUAGAAACAUGGUGCUCAUCUAGACUGAUUUCUGUACCUUGAUGGGUAAAAUUAUUUAAAUUAUUAUCGAUCCGUUAAUGGAGUUCCCACUCCAAUAUGAAUAUGCAUGCUUUUAAAAGUUAACUAGCAUCUGAUUAAGAAAUGACCAACAGCUUUCAAUCCUUUGUUGCAGUAUAUACUAUUGUCAUUGUGUUUUUGACAACUUAAUGGGAUUGGGGAAGAAAAUGGGUAUGGGAAUCGAAAGCGUUGGCAUUUUAAAUUGCUCCAUGUUCUUCUUAUUCAUCUUAAUCUUGCUUCCAUCUCAUUAUUACUGUUCUCAAAUUUAUAACAUAACUGCUUCGCAACCAUUAGCACAUGGACAAUCCCUGGUCUCCCCUGGCUGUAUUUUCGAAUUGGGUUUUUUCAGUCCCAAUGGUUCUGCUAAUCAGUAUGUGGGAUUAUGGCACAAGAAUAUAUCUCCGCGCAAAGUUGUUUGGCUGGCCAACAGAGAAGAGCCUCUUGCAGAUACCGACACCUUGGCUAGUUUGAGAAUUAGCAGCAAUGGCAAUCUUGAGCUUGUAGAUAGGCAGCAGAAUACUGUGUGGUCUACCAAUGUUACUAUGAUUCAGGUUUCAUCAUCUAAUACUAGUUCAGUUGCUGCAGUUCUUUCAGACGAUGGAAACUUUGUUGUCAAACAUGUUAUUGGAGCUGGUCAAUCAAUAUGGCAGAGCUUUGAUCAUCCUGGUGACACCUUGCUACCGACUCAGCUGCAGGGAUUUGAUACUAAAUCUGGUACGAAGAAUGUCCUGACUUCCUGGAGAAGUAAUAAGGAUGCAUCAAUGGGGAUAUUCUUGGUUGGACUGUCAGCAGAGACACCAUCGCAGCUGUUCAUUUGGAUUAAUGGAUCAAUUCCCUACUGGAGAAGUGGGCCAUGGGAUAAAUCAAAGUUCAUUGGCAUACCAAUUAUGGAUGAUCGGUAUAAUAGUGGAUUUAGUCUAGAUGAUAGUUUGAUACAGGGAACAACUUAUUUCUCAUAUAGUUUUUUCGACACUCUCUAAUAUUUAUACAUCU